This is a messenger RNA of Penaeus indicus, 4717 nucleotides long. Its product is annotated as ras-related protein ced-10-like. NCBI's taxonomy places the organism in Eukaryota, Metazoa, Arthropoda, Malacostraca, Decapoda, Penaeidae. Gene Ontology annotation, molecular function: GTP binding; GTPase activity. The transcript has 6 exons. Gene Ontology annotation, biological process: small GTPase-mediated signal transduction. The record is from RefSeq and is a predicted model, not a curated record. Bases 669 to 1220 code for a protein of 183 amino acids.
CAAGGCAGCUGCACAGUCAGCGAGUCAGUCUGUCUCUAACGCUCGUGGGGUGAAGAGGUGUGUGACUUGCCGCUGCUGGCGAGUGUGACGUGUACCGCAUAUCGUUGGAAUAAUACCGUUCCCAGUGUAUCAGCCAUCAGCGCCGGCGAGGGAGUGCCAGCCAAGGGAUGCCAAGUCCCCUAUCGCAGCGUCACUGACUUCCCAGCCAGACAACCGGGCCAGCUGUGCAAGCGAAAUGUGAUACUUGUCCGUGAAAUGUGAAUCUGUUCAGCGGUUCCUUCUGGCCAACAACGUUUCUAGUGUGUGCGGUCCCGCCCGACGCUCGCCGACCCUCAACGUUUAUGGUCUCCUGUCAAACACACCAUGUGCUAAGGCCUGUUUUCCGGAGACUGUGUGUUUGAGUUUUAGAGGGAAUAAAGCUUUAAGUUCGAAGGACGUCUUAAGAAGGUCAAAGGACAUUAUUAGAAAAAAAGGAGCGAGGAACGAUAAGGAAAUAGAUAGAAUAUAGAUAAAAAGAGAGAAAAUACUGUUAUUUGGUAUUAAGUGUUUCUUACCAUGUAAACAUCGACGGAGGGCACGCUAUCAAGAGACCGUGAAAGAAUCCUAAAGGAGUCCCACACGCAUCAAGUAAUCCCAGGUUCGGUCGCGCCAUCCUCCUCGCCUCCAGGAUGGGUGACGGCAGCAGCUCCCGGCCCCUCAAGAUCACCGUGGUGGGUGACGGCACCGUAGGCAAGACCUGCCUCCUCAUCUCCUACACGUCGGGGGAGUUCCCUGUGGAAUAUGUGCCAACAGUGUUCGACAACUAUGCAGGUUCUCACACAGUAGAAGGGCGAUCGUAUGCUAUGACGUUGUGGGACACGGCAGGACAGGAAGAGUAUGAGAGAUUGCGUCCUCUCUCUUAUCCCGGGACACAUGUGUUCAUAGUGUGCUUUGCGCUUGACAAUCGUGCCAGUUUUGAGAAUGUAUCAUCGAAGUGGCUGCCAGAGUUAAAGCAACAUUGCCCAAAAGCACCUGUGGUCCUUGUUGGUACCAAAAAGGAUGUGAGGAACCUGAAUGUGCUGAGUCCAAGAGAUGGGAAGAAGCUUUGCAAGAAAUGCAGCCUCUCCAAAUAUGUAGAGUGCUCUGCAAAGACACAGGAAGGAGUGCAAGAUGUCUUCACAUAUGCAACAAUGGCUGCUGUAGGUUUAACACCAAGGCAACGGCCCUGUGUUAUUAUGUAGUAUCAGUUCUAUAAUUAUUGUUAAAAAACUGUUGCCAACUCAGAGUAGGGUAGGCAAAUAAUGUAUCUGACAUGUUUUUGUAGACGAUAUUUUUCAGAACUCAUGUGAAUAUCGUUUGUUAAUUAUAACAAUACUCAGUUGAGGUUUUUCUUUCUGAUAUAUUGGAGUUCAAUAUUCACACACAAAAAAAGCAUGAACGAAAUUAUGUAUAUUUUCAGGUGACAAAAUGUUGAAUAUUUUGUAAAAAAUGGAUGUACAAAAGACAGAUAGAAAAGAAAGUUUAUGGGGUUAUUGCCAUUUGUAUAUUUACUUGUUUUUAGCAAAUGUAUAAAACAAUUUGAUAUAAUAGAAAAUAUCUUUUUAAUUAUUCACUGCAUUAUGAUUCAGUUCCAAAAGGUUUUUGUUUGUUUGUUAAUGAAAUUUAAUGUUCUGUGAGAAGUUAAUUAUCAUUAGGUUAGUCUGGAGGUAAAUAAACCUUAGUUAUGUAUGAUAAGAACUUGGUUAAAAAUGUUUGCAGUUGUUAUAAAUGGAAAUACAGAAAUGCAUAAAUUGCUUUUUUAUUGGUCACAGCAUUUUUUACAAACAAUUGUUGUUUUUUUAUCAUAAUAAAAUUGUAGAAGGGUUUCACUGGUUCUUCAUAGGUUACUUUCUAUGUUUACUGUCAUAUGGAUUAAAGACUAAUGUAUUCAUGCUUUGAUAACCUCAGAAGUUACCAAGACUAAUUAUAUGUCUUCUAUAUGGAUUUUCUGUUGUUUAUACUUAGAUAAUGGAAAAUAAAGAAUUAAAAAGUAUACAUAUGCAUCUUAGAUGUGUGUCAGAGCAACAUCAGUUCAGCAACUUUGGAGAAAUGGCUAGGUAAAGUAAAGGUGGCCAAAUGUUCUUUUAGAACUGAAUUAUUUAUUCGUUUUAGAAACAUAGAAAAUCUAAGUGGUAGUAGUUACUUUUUCUUUUCAUGCCAGAGUAGACAGAAGUAGGACUUGGAAGAUAUGCAGUGCAUAUACAGUUUUUUAGUGGUAGCAAAGGGGACCAAAUGUAUAUGAUAUGAUAAACAAUGUAAAUUUUGUUUUGCAUUUGAAAAGACAAGCUAUAUAUUUAUUAUCUAUUAGAUGUAAGAAAAAUAGUCACAUGAUUGGUAUGUUUCCAUACUUAAUACAAUUAUAAAAAUACCAAAAAACAGAAUUUUGCUUUACUGAGACUAAAGCAUAUGCAUACUUUUAGCUAGUGGCCUUGAUUCAGGUAAUGCCCUUAGAGCAUUAUAAAAUACCCAUUUCAUUAACACUGCACCUGGAGAGUAGAUUAGUGUAGCUUUGGCAUUACUUUUUGAAGAGAUUAGAAUAUAUAUUAUAUAUAAAGAAAAAAAAGAAUAUCACUGAUGUAAAUUUUACCAAUUAAUUUAGGUAUUUAGAUAUAACAGGUCAUACUAUUUCAGUUACCAAGGGCAUGCUAAUGGAAAAAUUCUAAAUUCUUAAGUAUGUACUUCCACUGAUGUGAUAAAUAUGUUAUGCAGUUAAAGAAAAAAGUCAGGCUAUUAUUGCUUUCUUGGAAUAGAAAUGCAUUUUGUAACACACAAACAGGUCAUUGAAAUGCUUUUGUUGGUCUCUUGGAUAAACAAAUACUAUUCAUCAGGACAGUGGAAACACAAUAGUGCCUUAUCACAAUUUAUAUAUUAAUUUGCAUUUUAAUUCAGUAGCCUAGUUCUCUUCCAUUUAGUCAGCUCUAAUAUAUAUAAUUGUUAUAUAGAUGCAACUGCUAAAAUUUGGUUGAGUAAUUGAUGAAAAGUUGUUCAUAAAUGUGGCUCUCUCCAACCAGUUCAAAUAAUUGGAGUUAACAGAUAGUGUUUUGAUUAACAAGAAGUUUGUUGAUAAAGUAAGCUUAUGAUAAGAUUAUACAAGUUUGCUUCUCAGAAAUGCAAACAGCAGUGUGUUGUAUAAAAGAUAAUGAUUUAUAGAUAAAAUACUUAGCAACUGAAAUAGGCUAAUAGUUUAUUAUAUAUCUAUUAAUCUAUUUCAUCAACUUUGAAUCUGAAAAUAAAUACAUAGAUAAAUAAUGAAUAGAAAAAAAACAAAUAAAUCAAUCAAGAAAUAUAUAAAUGAAUAGAUAACCAUACCCACAGGUUCACAUACACACAUAUUUAUACAUUAUAUGAUGGAAAAGCUAAAUUAAACAGUCCAGUGGGAAGACAAGAUGGCAGUUUUAAAUUGAAACUAGAUAUCUUUGUCAAGUUUGGAAGAAUACUACCUCUUCCUCCUCAAAUAACAAUGUAAAAUCAAAUCUGAUAUGAUAUUGUCAUCUGAACUUUCAAAUAAAACUGUUUGAUUAUUAUAUUUUCAUUAUUAUUUCUGCUGUUGGGGUUACUGUAUGUGUCUGUAUGAGGAUUUAUCAAGUCCUUUGAUACUUAUAUAAGUAUUUUUUGUUCAGUGUUCAUUGUUCUGUGAGGUGUGUACCACUGCAAAGCUAACUUGAUAUGUAUUAAAGACUGGGUCCUUGUUUUUUUUUAUUAAUCCAUCAUAAAUAUGGUUUCAUUUCUUCGGUCACAGUAGAGCACUUUGUCAUUAACAAAUGUUUAAGAUAUAGUCUUUGAAAUUUUAUUUUAUACUCUAACCUAAAGUCAUGAUCCAAUAGUGGAGUUCACUGUGCACAGAAAUAUAUUUCUGUCAACAAAGACCAAAUUUUAACCUCAUAGUAGUUAUACAGGAGGAGGAUUGUUAUGCAUCCUUAAAGAAAUAGAAGCUAUAGUGGAUCUGACUGACUUUGGAUAUUUUUAUUGUGACAUACAGUUUUAAGAAAAAUUGAUUUUUACAUCCAUUAUUUUUGUCAUUCUGUUAAGAACAUGAAAAAAAAUGUAAGGCUGUAUAUUGAAAUGAAGAAUAUAUGACCCAGUCUUUGAAACUGUCAAACCUUGUAAAUCAGGAAAUCAUGUGAUAUAUAUUCAUGAGAUAAGAUUUUUCAUGCGAAUAAGCAAAAUAGACAGGGGAUACAUUAAAAGAUGAAGGAUAAAAAAAACACUUAGCCCACAAAAUUGUUUCAUGGAUGUUCAUCACCCCAGCACAAAUGUAAUUACUUAAAUUUUCAAGUGCUACUAAUAGCACAAGACCUUGAGAAGUGUUUAUAGUGCACUUAUUUGAAAUUUAGUAUUUCUAUAUAUACUGAAAUACUUCAUGUUUCAUGUUGCCAUUCUUCAAUUUUUAUUUGUCUACUUUGUUUUGUUGGUUUUGCUGCUGAGACACUUCCGCUUCAUCUUUGGGAAGAGUUAUUUCUUUAGAUCUUUAGUUUCAGUUCCAGAGCCAUGUUUGGAAGAAAAAGCUUGAAACUUAUCUUUUGUUUUGAGAGAAUUUGAUGUCAUAGUAUUAUAGACAUGUAUGUGUGUGUGUGUGUGUGUAUAUUUCAUAUACAUAUAAGUGUACACACAUUUGUAUACUAUUUCAAGUUGAAUAGUCUUUGACUGUGGCCACUGUGCUUCUGUAAAUAAACAUGUUGAAUUUUUUUGCUUUCAGAAA